AUGAUACGAACGAAUGAAGCAUUCAUUUUUUCACAAUUAUGGCUCAUUAUUGCUACUCGAAGUAUAAAUGACUAUGAACAGAAAGGCCUGGUAUUGAUUCCAGCAAUAAAUUUUAUCCCAGUGAAUAGUCAAAAAACAUCAUCAACUUCAUUUCCAUUUCAACAAACCGAUGAACAUCGUUUACUGAAGGAGCGAAAUCAUAGAUUUCAACAGUAUCAGCCAAAAAAAGAAACCGAAACAUUGGUAAGCAAACAAUCAAGUGAUAUGGAAAAGCCACUUAUCAAAUUCCCGGUUGUGACAUUUGUUCAGACAUAUGCUAGCAACGACACACGAAUGAUUCCUCUGGAAAGUAGUAGUACACUCCAAAAAAUCGCAUUUCCUGUUUUGCCAAACAGCGAAGGUCAUCGGAAGAGGAAGAGGAAAUUAUCGAAUAACAUCGGGGCAUCUGAGGAGGAUAAUGAUGGUAACAAGAAAAAUGAGGAACGCAACAAUGGAUUAAAUAACAAUGCGAUUGAUGUAGAGUUGGAAUUUCAGCGAAAAAUGGAGCGUACCACAAUGAAAGUUCGCAAAUAUCCUCCCGUUACCAAAGCUAGUCCAUCUGCUCUUACUACAAUUAUUCCUGAACAUGUUUCAGGUCCAUCCAUCCUGGUAACUCCGAUUCCGUUACCUUUCACACCUUCUCAUCUACCUUCGCAUGGUUUUGAUUUUGGAAUCCGUACAACAGUUUCAUAUCCAAGUCAUAGUUCAUCUUCACCUUCAUCUAUCAUCCAAGAUCAACUCUAUAGUCGGGAAAUAAUACAGAGACCGAACAUCACAGAAUUAUCCCCAAUUCCUUCUUUCAUAACUGUUUUGCCACCGGUUGCACUACCAAUACCAUUAAGUAAGGCUGAAACAUCGUUUAAUCUUUUUGAUACUCAAUUAAAAAAUUCUGGAAUUGGUGCAGUAAUCAGUGAUCAACGUUACCGGAAUUCAGAUAGUACAGAUUCGAGAAGUACUGAUGUUACACUUGAGAAACAACGUCAAUUACCGGAGAAAAUUCCCAUGCAAAUGCAAAUGCCGCCCCUUGAAUACGAACCGGUUGAUGAUAUAUUGGGCUGUGCAUGGGAUAUUGUUACCAAUAGUUGCAAAGAUUUGUUUUCCUUGAAACUCUGUUCGCAUUGCCAUGAUUUUGGGAAUAUUUUCUUACACAGUUGUAAAUGUCUUGUGAAGCAUACAACGACAUUUUGA
Cercopithifilaria johnstoni is the source of this 1227-nucleotide messenger RNA. NCBI's taxonomy places the organism in Eukaryota, Metazoa, Nematoda, Chromadorea, Rhabditida, Onchocercidae. The record is from the annotation of a GenBank genome assembly.